Messenger RNA from Cooperia oncophora, 807 nucleotides. The record is from the annotation of a GenBank genome assembly. NCBI's taxonomy places the organism in Eukaryota, Metazoa, Nematoda, Chromadorea, Rhabditida, Trichostrongylidae.
AUGAACAAAUCUAAUGUGUUUAGUCCGAAGGCGGUCACGAACUGGCAAUCUCAGUCGCUGGUAUGCCAAUUGCUGGCUCACCAUUUUUCACGUUCCAGUUCUCGAUCCAUCGGCAGUGAGAGUUAUUGGCUGGAGAAAAUGAUCGGUCGGGGGUGGGAGUUACAACAUUUUAAUGUGGACUACACUCAAAGUGGCGCUUUGUCGGCUUCUGUGGAAAUUCGACGUGGCUCACAAUCAGUGCCAUGUAGCGUGAAACGGGUCAAACCUGGCCUAUUGAUGUGCUCUUUUAGCAACCUGACUGCAAGGCUGUUCCCACCUCAUGUGCAUGUUGUUAUGUGUUCUUAUCCCAAUGGUGGACCAUUACCCGUACGAUGUUAUCGACAACAAGACGACAGCUAUUGGGUUGAGUUCACCCCGGAACAAACUGGUACCCACACAAUUGAAGUAACGUUUGGCGACGUUCCUGUGGCUGGCUCACCGUUCCGUUGUGAGGUAGUGGACCCCAAGAAGGUCAAAGUUAAAGGACUUUCUGACGGUCUACAUCUUCGCCAUGUUACAACCAUCAAUGUUGAUCGUCGGCAAGCCGGAGAUGGAGAUUUAACAGUUGAAAUAUGCGAUCCAACAGGAACACCCCUGAAGGUAGAAACCCUCAAAUCUCCCAGUGGUGAGGACAGAAUAACCUUCCUUCCGAACCAAACUGGUCCACACAAAGUCAACGUGAAAGUGGCUGGAUUCCAAAUACCGGUAUAUUUUAAGGGAUAUCCUCAAACAGAUAGUGUAUCUGAGCAACCUCAACCCAGUGUCUAG